GUUCAAUCAUUUUAUCAUUUAAAACUCUCUCUCUCUCUCUCUCUCUCUCUCUUUCUCUUUCUCUUUCUCUACAGUUUCUUUUUUUUUUAUUCUUGGAAUCGGAAUAUUUAUACGGAAAUAAUAAUGAAACAUAUCUUUGCACUUGUGCAAGUAUUGACCAUGAUUUGGUUGGUUGCCUUGGCAUUCCCACAAAGAGACCGGUCAAACGAGAUUUCCGGUGAUCCUAAUGUACCAAGUAGUACUACGCAAAGAACAUCGACCAAUUGUCCGUGUAUCGCAACUGCAGAGUACAAUCCGGUAUGCGGCUCCGAUAACGUUACCUACUGGAAUAUGGGAAGAUUUAAUUGUGCGAAAAACUGUAACUCACAACUUGAAGUACGAGUAAUUAGAGCUUGCGAACCAUACAGUCAACUGAGCAGCAAUUAAAAUCCAAUAUUUAUCAUUACUUACUACGAGAACAAUAUGAUAGUAGGUACAGAUAAGCAAGUAACAGAGAUUCAUGCGCGGUUCUGCAAUCAAAAUUUCUAAUAUACGACCGCAAGCUGUUAUCUAUAUUUCUAACUAUUGAUUACACAGCAUCCUUAGGAAACUUAAAUUAUCAGUAUAAUUUAUCACAUUGAUCUUAUCAUUUUGUUUCAUUUUGUUUGUUGAAAAAAUACAUUAUAAAAGAUAAGUUACUACAUAUUUUUAUACAUAUAUAUUUUAAUAUAAUUUUUAGUUAUAAAAUAACAAUUUUAUCGUUAAGCUUUGCCGUGCAAAAGAUAGUAAUUUUUCUGGUAAAUAGUAGAAUUUUACAUACGUGUAACAUAAAAAUUCAUUAACAUUCUUAUGCGAUUUGUAAGAAUAAGUCUGACGAAUAAAUAUUCACUCAUUGGAACGACUUGAAUAAAUAUACAACAAGAUUG
Linepithema humile (Argentine ant) is the source of this 905-nucleotide messenger RNA. The record is from RefSeq and is a predicted model, not a curated record. NCBI's taxonomy places the organism in Eukaryota, Metazoa, Arthropoda, Insecta, Hymenoptera, Formicidae.